UCAUCCACCAUCUUCUUCUUAUCUUUCACUAGCUACUCAUUCAUCCACAAUCUCGCAGCCAUGUUGCCUAGGAGUCGAACUAUGCCGAGCAGAAUCCACCAUAGCGCUAUCGAAGAACGACACGAUAUCAGGCACUACUUACAAGUAGAAGUUCAGCCUAAAGCCGAGAACGAGAUUGAAACAACAAAUCGUCAAGCCAACUAUUCCAAGUGUUUCGAUGAUGAUGGACACUUGAAGAGAACAGGCACUUUUUGGACCGCAACGUCGCACAUUAUAACUGCGGUCAUCGGAUCAGGAGUUCUGUCUUUGGCAUGGGCCUUUGCACAACUUGGCUGGGUUACAGGACCAACUAUGCUGGUACUUUUCGCCUUUGUCAACCUCUACACUUCCAACCUCCUAGCAGAGUGUUAUAGAUCUGGUGACCCUGUAACCGGACAAAGAAACUAUACCUACAUGGAAGCUGUUAAGGCACAUUUAGGAGGAUGGAAGGUCAAGUUAUGUGGAUGGAUUCAAUACCUGAAUUUGUUUGGUGUUGCAAUUGGGUAUACAAUAGCUGCAUCAGUGAGCAUGAUGGCGAUCAAGAGAUCGAACUGUUUCCACAAGAGUGGUGGAACGAAUCCGUGUCACAUGUCGAGCAACGGGUAUAUGAUAUCAUUCGGUAUUGCAGAAGUGAUUUUUUCUCAGAUACCGAACUUUAGUCAUGUAUGGUGGCUCUCCAUAGUCGCAGCUAUUAUGUCAUUUACGUAUUCCACUGCUGGUCUUGGACUUGGCAUAAGCAAAGUUGCAGAACAUGGGAGAUUCGAGGGAAGCCUGUCGGGUAUCAGCAUAGGUACCCUAACACAUGCUGGAACUGUUACCGGUAUGCAGAAGAUAUGGAGGACUUUACAAGCCCUGGGAGCUAUUGCCUUUGCAUAUUCGUAUUCUGUAAUCCUUAUCGAAAUUCAGGAUACAGUGAAAUCACCUCCAGCAGAGUACAAGACAAUGAAGAGGGCUACUUCAUUCAGCAUCAUUGUAACAACUGUGUUUUAUUUACUCUGUGGUAGCUUCGGAUAUGCAGCCUUUGGUGAUCUCUCUCCCGGAAAUCUUUUAACUGGAUUCGGGUUUUACAACCCGUACUGGCUGCUCGAUAUCGCUAAUCUAGCGGUCGUCGUCCACCUCGUCGGUGCAUAUCAGGUAUUUUGCCAGCCCUUGUUUGCAUUUGUUGAGAAAUGGUGUGCUCAAAAGUGUCCAAAGAGCGACUUCGUGGUGGCGGAACACGAAAUACCAAUCCCUUUCGCCGGCACGUAUCGAAUCAACCUCUUCCGCCUAGUAUGGAGGACGAUAUUCGUCGCGAUUACGACUCUCAUAGCCAUGCUGAUGCCGUUUUUCAACGAUGUCGUUGGAUUCCUAGGGGCAAUGGGAUUUUGGCCGUUAACUGUCUACUUCCCGAUUGAGAUGUACAUCUCUCAUAAGAAGAUUGGACGGGAAACAAGUAGGUGGCUUGCCCUUCAAAUGAUUAGUGUGGCUUGUUUCUUUGUCACGGUGGCUGCUGCAGUUGGCUCUGUAGCUGGAGUUGUUCUUGAUCUCCAGACAUACAAGCCGUUUAAGACUAGUUAUUAAGAGUCAUGAAGAUGAAGAUGAAGAUAGUCCAUGAAUAAGGUACAAUGGAAAAGUAGGAAUUGCACGUAUUUGAAUCGAUGUUAAUAAGUGAUUUGAGAGCAAGAGCA
This is a messenger RNA of Hibiscus syriacus, 1706 nucleotides long. RefSeq names its product amino acid permease 4-like. Gene Ontology annotation, cellular component: plasma membrane. The record is from RefSeq and is a predicted model, not a curated record. The coding region runs from base 61 to 1599 and encodes 512 amino acids. Lineage: Eukaryota; Viridiplantae; Streptophyta; Magnoliopsida; Malvales; Malvaceae. The transcript has 7 exons.